GGAAACAGUAGCAUUCACUUCAAGAUGCCACAAAGGGAAGAACUCAUCUGCAAGUCAUGUCUUUCAGAGCUGUUUGUUCUCUUCCAGUGCAAGAAGAAUGUUUUUGAGAAAGAUGACUUGUGAAAACCGUGCAGGAGGCUGGGUUUGCAAUACUGAGUGAAGGACAUCAUGCCUUACAGCGGACACUUAUCCUGAAGGACUGACACUGUGCUCUCAAAGUAAACUACAAGCACUCGUUAUAAACAAAACAAAGAAGACAAAACUAAUUCUGAUCCUGAACAGGAAUAAGAAUUACAAGAACUGCAUCAGAAUGUUUGUUAGUCCCAGAAGAGUCAGAAAAUGCCAGUUCUUGCAGAUAUUUGCCACUUGCUUCAUACUAUGUGUCAUGAUUUUUUGGGGUCCAUUUGAUAAUCGCUUUGUAAGCCAUAUGAAGUCCUAUUCAUACAGAUACCUCAUAAACAGCUACAAUUUUGUGAAUGAAAGCCUGUCCAUCAGUAGAGAUAACGUGGACAGAGUAGCAAGCUACCAGUACUUGAUGAACCACAGAGAGAAAUGUCAAAAGCAGGAUGUCCUUCUCCUGUUGUUUGUGAAGUCUUCUCCUGAGAACCGUCAUCGGAGAGAUGCAAUUCGACAGACUUGGGGUAAUGAGAAAUAUGUUCGUUCUAAACUUAAUGCCAACAUUAAAACUCUUUUUGCUUUGGGACAACCAACAGAUCAUUUGCGGCAAAGAGACCUUUAUCUGGAAGACCAGAAAUACAGUGAUUUGAUUCAGCAAGACUUCUUGGAUACUUUCCACAACCUUACUACUAAAUUACUUCUACAGUUCAGCUGGGUAAACGCCUACUGUCCUCAUGCCAGGUUUAUUAUGUCUGCAGAUGAUGAUAUAUUUAUCCAUAUGCCAAAUCUUGUUGCUUAUCUCCAAAGUCUAGCACGAAUGGGUGUUCAGGAUCUCUGGAUUGGCCGUGUCCAUCGUGGAUCCCCUCCCGUAAGAGAUAAGACUAGCAAAUACUAUGUUCCAUAUGAAAUGUACCAGUGGCCCUCUUAUCCUGACUACACAGCAGGAGCUGCAUAUGUAAUAUCAAGUGAUGUAGCAGCUAAAGUAUAUGAGGCUUCAUUGACUCUCAAUACCAGUCUUUAUAUAGAUGAUGUCUUCAUGGGCCUCUGUGCCAACAAAAUGGGGAUUGUACCACAGUAUCAUGCCUUUUUUUCUGGGGAAGGAAAGGCUCCAUAUCAUCCCUGCAUUUACAACAGAAUGAUGACAUCUCAUGGACAUGUGGAUGACCUUCACUAUCUCUGGAAGCAGGCUACCGAUCCCAAAGUUAAAAAGCUUUCCUCGGGGCUCUGGAGUAGAAUAUACUGCAGAAUAGUAAAUAUUAUGCUUCUCUGUAAACUGUACUAUGAGAAUACAUAUCCUUGUUCAGCUGCAUUUUCUUAAUACUUGAAUAUCUGUGUUGAAGAUCCACUGAGCCAAAACAGAGCAACAACUUUUUUUGCUGUUUAUUCAAAAUAGACAUAAAUGUGAAUAGCUGGGUUGGGAUUGGGAGGGUGGGAUAGCAAAUGAAGCAGGGUAGUGGGAGGAUGGUGCCAAGUUCUGUUCAGAAACUGUUACUGGAUUAGCUCUCCUAUUGUACCACAACUUUCUACAUUGUAGCCUGCUUUUAUUAUUUUUUUUUACACUCUUCACAGAAUGAGAGUCUGAAUUAUAUGAUCAUUAAAUGAACUGUAGUGGACUUCUAGACUUUGAAAUGGUUGUGAAAAUAUCACUUAUUUUGAAUUUGUUAGCAAGUCCUAAGGGUUUUUUCUUUUUAAAAGGCUAAGGCAUAUGAUUUUUAACAAGGCUACUGCAUGAAAAUGAAGUAGACCUUUCAAAACGAGAGGAAAGUAGAACUUGUGACUCAAUUUAGUAGUUCAAGGCAAUGUAAAUUGGUUACAUAUAUUCAGUAUUGUUGAAUGCUUUGUGGAAAGUAUGCCUGGACCUGCACAACUGACAAAGUGCAGGAAAUAUAGACCUGUUAGUCCUUUUUCUCAAAGCCCCCUCCAUCUCUGAAGUAAGGAAACAGUGUCUGAGUGCCCUCUGACUUGCUUCAUCUAAGUAGCAAAUGAGCUCCCUUUAGAUCAGAAGUGAACUGGAAAGGAUGAAAAUCUAUUGUUUAUGUCAAAGCUCUGUCUUCUGAAAACUUAAGCUGCAUAUUCGAACAAUCCAUUCUUUAAUAAGAUAAUAGACUAAGUGCAUUUAAGACCGGUUUUCUUCUAACAGUGGUUCUGUUUUCUCUUGUUCAUGGUCCUAAAGGUGAAAAGCAAGUGAAAGUUAUAGCUGUGUUCCUUGAGAGUGUUACUUAUAGCCAAUUUGAAGCAAUUAGUUAUUUUUAAGAGCAAAGUUUCAUGUUUAGCAUUUGUUAAAUAAGGAAAAUGUUUUCUGCACAAAGGUUUGAUGUAAUGGUGAAGGGUUAGGGAGAUGGAGAUCCAUAGAAACUCAAUACACAAAAUCAAAAUCUCUAAAAUAUUUCUCAAGUUAUUUCCUGAAGAGAAAAGAUUGUUUACAAAGUCAGGGUAGUCUUUGCCCCAGAUCCCUGUCUCUUGAAUAGAGCUACAUGUUAAUAUCACAUGCAGGAAGAACUAAGUACCUGUGCAUUGUAAAUCUAGGUAGUGCUGAAACUCUGGGCAUUGAGUUGUAUUGUGGUGCCAUCUACAUCUUGUGUUUGUUUUUUUUUUUUUAAAAAAAAAGAAAACAUGGUUCUAAGAUGUCUGCAGUCUUUUCUUGUGUAACUUACUAAUGGUGUCCUUACAGUCUCACAGGUAACUUGGUUGUGGUAGCUCUCCUUGGAGCAGAUACAGGCUAUGUAAGGGGCAGUCAGAUAUUGCUUGUGAACGGAUUCAAUACUGGAACAAGUUGUACUGUAGGUAGGGUCAUAAAACUACUUCUGAAAGAUUGAAUGAGUCAAGUUUAUCAGCACAGCAGUAACAUGAAUCUUGCAGGGUACCAAUGAUCUGUCACAGUCUUGGAAUAUCUGCUGAUAAUGUACUGCCUAUAGGAGCAAUGCUCCUUGCUUUCUGAGAUGUCUAAAGCUGGCCUUUUCUCCUCUGCCUGAAGUUUCUUGCUGCUGUGUGGAGCAGUGGAGUAUUAAAUGUCUUCUAACUUCACUUAAAACAGUUGUAUGUAGCAUGAUAGUUUUAAGCUGUAAGUGGUAAGCUGUUUAAAUCAUUGCUGCUGUUCUGUGAGCUGUGCUGCAGUUUUAAUGAUUUGAAUGGCUAACAGUAUAGGCUAGCACAGAUUAAAAAAAAAAGUCAGCAAGCUCACUGCUGCCUGUUCCUGAAACUGCCAUUUCAGAUGGAUGGUAAGUAGCUACUACGUUUAAGUGUAUAUGUAACUUCACAAGUGGUUUUCCAAGAGGAAAAUAAUAAUUCUAACUGGACAAAAUGUUAGGUAUAUAUAGAUCACAAACUCAUCAGUAUUAAAAUAAUUGGACUGCAGCAGCUGUACUCUAGAAAAACAAACCUACUUCAUGUUCUUCCCUAAACAAACUGAUUACAACCUGAGGAUUUUUUUUUAAAGAAAACAAGACAAACCUAGAUCUAUAACAUGCUGGCUCUAUGUAGGUGCAGAUGGGGGGAAUGCACACAGAAUGUCAUGUUUAGUACUUGAAGGAAAGAUUCUUCAUCAGAUCUCGGACCUGUUGCAGGCCAUUUAAAUCAGUAAGAUGCACAGUAAAAUGGCACAACUGGAAAUGCCUCCCUCUUCACUUCUGGGCAAAGAGGGUCUUGAAAUUUAUAUACAACCAAAGUCUUCUACUAAGAUUACAAUUUUUCUAGUGUAACUAUGCAUUAGGAUUUGUUUUCACUCAUACAAGCAAAGUUAAAGUUGUAAGUAUCUUAGACUUCUAUAGUGACCUAGGUAAUAUCUAAAACACUACUUAAAUGUAGCUUGCUGUUAUUUGAAACUCACUUUUGACAUUGAAAUAUGUUGUUUUGUGGUUAAUUUAAAUUUUGUGUGGGUUGUUUCUUAAAAGGGCCUUGGUGUUUGUAGUUUGCAUUUUUGUUUGCUGCAGCAAAAAAGAAAGCUGCUUAUGAAUAAAAAGAAAAGUAUGAAUGCACUGCUUUCAAAAAACAACAACAACAAUAAACAACUUUCUGGUUCUAAACACCAACUCAACAUUUGUACACCUUUAACUAGAACCUCUUUUAAUAAUCAUCUUGGUGCUCCAGUGCAGAGCUGUCAGGUUUUACUUCUACAAGCAAAACUGUAUCAGCUUGAAUGGUCAUGCCUCAUUAAGAGUUUGACAUUGUUGCACAGUGUGUUUAAUGCUAAAAUUGUUUUUACCUGUUUGUCUGAUUUGCAUCAAUUUCUCUUUGAUAUUACUAAUUUUUAUACAAAGUAUUCAAUAUUUAUUCUAAAACUUUGCUCUGUACCACAAAAAUACAAUUGUUUUGUAAGAUUUGAUUUGAAUAAACAGACUUGUUUCUUUUCUUUUUAAAAAA
Molecule: messenger RNA, 4476 nt
Organism: Gallus gallus (chicken)
Lineage: Eukaryota; Metazoa; Chordata; Aves; Galliformes; Phasianidae
Gene: B3GNT5
Product: UDP-GlcNAc:betaGal beta-1,3-N-acetylglucosaminyltransferase 5
Exons: 1
Coding region: 311-1435 (374 amino acids)
Biological process (GO): brain development
Cellular component (GO): membrane
Source: RefSeq, marked provisional